This is a messenger RNA of Microcebus murinus (gray mouse lemur), 885 nucleotides long. It is a transcript of the gene KCNK16, whose product is annotated as potassium two pore domain channel subfamily K member 16. NCBI's taxonomy places the organism in Eukaryota, Metazoa, Chordata, Mammalia, Primates, Cheirogaleidae. Gene Ontology annotation, cellular component: plasma membrane. Gene Ontology annotation, biological process: stabilization of membrane potential; potassium ion transmembrane transport. Gene Ontology annotation, molecular function: potassium ion leak channel activity; outward rectifier potassium channel activity. The record is from RefSeq and is a predicted model, not a curated record.
AUGCCCAGGGCCGGGCUCCGCGGCUGCUGGGGUGGCCGGGCGCUGCCCCUGCUGCUGGCCUACGUCUGCUACCUGCUCCUCGGCGCCACCGUCUUCCAGCUGCUGGAGAGGCAGGCGGAGGCCCAGUCCAGGUACGAGUUUCAGUUUGAGAAGCUGCGCUUCCUGGAGAACUACACCUGCCUGGACCAGCAGGCCCUGGAGCAGUUCGUGCAGGUCAUCAUGGAAGCCUGGGUGAAAGGUGUGAACCCCAAAGGCAACUCCACCAACCCCAGCAACUGGGACUUUGGCAGCAGUUUCUUCUUUGCGGGCACGGUCGUCACCACCAUAGGAUACGGCAACCUGGCUCCCAGCACGGAGGCAGGUCAGGUCUUCUGUGUCUUCUAUGCCCUGGUGGGCAUCCCACUCAACGUGGUCUUCCUCAACCACCUGGGCACAGGGCUGCGUGCCCACCUGGCCACCCUCGAGAGGUGGGAGGACCAGCCCAGGCGCUCCCAGCUCCUGCAGGUCCUGGGCCUGGCUCUGUUCCUGGUCGUGGGGACACUGGCCAUCCUCAUCUUCCCACCCUUGGUCUUCAGCCACGUGGAGGGCUGGAGCUUCCGUGAGGGCUUCUACUUUGCGUUCAUCACGCUCAGCACCAUCGGCUUCGGGGACUACGUUGUGGGCACGGACCCCAGCAAGCAUUACAUCUCAGUGUACCGGAGCCUGGCGGCCAUCUGGAUCCUCCUGGGCCUGGCGUGGCUGGCGCUGAUCCUCCCGCUGGGGCCACUGCUUCUGCACAGGUGCUCCCAGCUCUGGCUGCUCAGCAGGGGCCUCGGCCCCAAGGACAGGGCAGCCCCUGACCUCGAUGGGCUCCCCAGACCUCAGAAGAUCCCCAUCUCUGCAUGA